AUGACGGUCCUCUCUCUCCUUACUUUACUUUUCGUUGUCGCGCUCUCUUCGUUCACAUCGGCGACUUCCGACUAUCACGAGAGCCUAUACCUCCAACCACUCCCGCAGUCAUCCUUGUUAGCAUCUUUCAACUUUCGUGGCAAUGAGUCCCAAAAGUCCUUCGAUGAACGCCAUUUCCGCUAUUUUCCGAGAGCAUUAGGUCAGAUCCUACAGCACGCCAACACGAAGGAGCUUCAUCUGCGGUUCACUACUGGACGAUGGGAUGCUGAGAGCUGGGGUCCCCGUCCUUGGAACGGGAGCAAAGAGGGUGGUACUGGUGUUGAGCUAUGGGCAUGGAUAGAUGCACCCAAUGAUGAAGCGGCCUCCGCAAAAUGGAUUACCCUGACUCAGUCUCUGUCGGGAUUGUUUUGCGCCUCGCUGAAUUUCAUCGACUCAACCCGAACCACCCGCCCUGUUGCUUCAUUCGAACUAAUGGGAGACCAUCCAGCUUCCAGUAAUCUGCAUCUGCUACACGGGACACUUCCUGGCGAGGUGGUCUGCACUGAAAAUCUUACGCCAUUCCUGAAGUUACUUCCGUGCAAGGGCAAGGCAGGCGUUUCCAGCCUUCUAGAUGGACAUAAGCUGUUUGACGCUUCUUGGCAGAGCAUGUCUGUGGAUGUCAGUCCUGUCUGUCCUCAGCCAGGAGAGUGUUACGUGCAUGUCGACCAGACCGUGGACAUUGUCCUUGAUAUUGACCGGUCGAAGCGACCCCGCGGCAAUCCCAUUCCGCGACCUGUACCUUCUGAUCAACUUGCAUGCGACACAUCCAAGCCCUACCAUUCCGAGGAUACCUGCUAUCCUUUGGAAAGCACAUCGGAAAAAGGCUGGAGCUUGACGGAAAUCUUCGGACGCACCCUCAGUGGCGCUUGUCCUCUCACGGAUAAUGCUUCUCAAGAGCCGGUCUGCCUACGGGUGCCGCAUGAGCGCGAGGUAAUUGUUACUCCAGGUGCAGUGGAGACUAAGAGGCCGGAUGGCUUCACUCGCUGUUUCACUUUGGAGCCUUCUACUCCGUUCGACCUCACCAUCCCUGAACAAGAAGUUACCACUCAUGUGCCACUUGAUGAGCCUGUCUUGAGCGCGGAGAGAACGAUUGUUGGUCACGGCCAAGAGCGCGGUGGCAUGCGGAUCAUCUUCGACAACCCGUCUGCCUCCAACUCUGUCGACUUCAUUUACUUUGAGACCCUACCAUGGUUUCUACGACCAUAUGUCCACACACUGCAGGCUUCUAUCACAGGCCGCGAUGGACUACGCCAACAAGUACCCGCCUCACAAUUCAUCCGUGAAUCCUUCUACCGACCGGCCAUCGACCGAGAGCGAGGAACACAGCUGGAGCUGGCAAUGACGAUACCUCCGGCGUCGACCGUGACUCUCACAUACGACUUUGAGAAAGCGAUAUUGCGAUACACAGAAUAUCCCCCGGAUGCGAACCGCGGCUUCAACGUCGCUCCCGCCGUAAUCAAGCUCGAUGCAGCGAACGGCCAAAAUCACCCGAUCUAUAUCCGCACCACCAGCCUUCUUCUCCCGCUUCCCACCCCCGACUUCAGCAUGCCAUACAACGUGAUCAUCCUGACCAGCACCGUCGUUGCGCUCGCCUUCGGCAGUAUCUUCAACCUCCUUGUCCGUCGCUUCGUGACGGCCGAAGAAGCCUCCGCGUUGACCGCGCAAACCCUCAAGGGACGCCUGGGGGGCAAAAUAGUUGCCUUACGGGACCGCAUCAAGGGCAAGACAGCCAAGAAAGAAUAG
Molecule: messenger RNA, 1782 nt
Organism: Aspergillus luchuensis
Lineage: Eukaryota; Fungi; Ascomycota; Eurotiomycetes; Eurotiales; Aspergillaceae
Gene: gpi16
Product: GPI-anchor transamidase subunit GPI16
Exons: 3
Coding region: 1-1782 (593 amino acids)
Biological process (GO): attachment of GPI anchor to protein
Cellular component (GO): GPI-anchor transamidase complex
Source: RefSeq, a predicted model, not a curated record